Molecule: messenger RNA, 5674 nt
Organism: Acanthopagrus latus (yellowfin seabream)
Lineage: Eukaryota; Metazoa; Chordata; Actinopteri; Spariformes; Sparidae
Product: solute carrier family 41 member 2-like
Exons: 5
Coding region: 555-5075 (1506 amino acids)
Biological process (GO): monoatomic cation transport
Cellular component (GO): plasma membrane
Molecular function (GO): monoatomic cation transmembrane transporter activity
Source: RefSeq, a predicted model, not a curated record
UGGUGGGUGAGGUCAGUCAGGCUGAGGAAUGCAGUGGACUCCUUUAAACCAGCCCACCAACAGCUGGGAAUUCUCAACAAGCGCAAAGAAGACAAGGUGAAGAAAGGACAGCUCAGGAGAAAUAACCCACUGUUCACUCUGCUGGUGACGUCACACGGCAGGCGCUGAGUAGAGAGCGCCACAGAAGAAGAAGAAGAAGUAGUAGUAGAAGAAGAAGAGGUAGCAGAAGUAGUAGUAGUAGAAGAAGAAGAAGAGGCUGAGCCGCUGCUGUACCUGCAGUGACAGAGAGAGAGAAAGAAGGCGGGCUGGUUGUCGGACGGUCCCGUUUCUCCGUGUCACGCCGACAGAAGUGGGAUCAUCCCGGCCAGAGUGUGAUACAGCAGCUCGGAACAGAUCUACUGUGGAUGAAUUCACGCCAGGAACCAAAAAAAAAAAAAAAAAAAGAAAAGAAAGAGGAGCUGCGUCUUCUUCUUCGCUGAAUUACAUCGAUUCACACAGUAAUUUGAAAGAAAGGUACCUCUUUGACCUACUGCAAGGCUUAACAGAGGACAAAAAUGCAGUCCUUUGCAUGGAUGAAUGGACAAUACCAACAGAUUGGACCCUCUCAAUCACAACAAAGUCCUACUCUGCGUACCUCACCCACAGUGUGGAUCCAGCAAGCUGGGAUAGUAAAUAACUCCUCAAGCACAUGUGUCCGACCACCACAAAGUGCUCAUUCCACCUUUCGUGAUGGAGUUUAUUCUGACAGACAGACUUCACACCGGCAGAACUCAGGAGUUCCUCAUCGGACAGUUUCUUCUCAGCUGUCAGCAGGAGGGGAGACUCAAUCACAACAAGGUGCUACUCCACUUACCUCACCCACACUGUGGAUCCAGCAAGUUGGGACAGCAAAUAACUCCUCAAGCACAUGUGUCCGACCACCACAAAGUGCUCAUUCCACCUUUCGUGAUGGAGCUUAUUCUGACAGACAGACUUCACACCGGCAGAACUCAGGAGUUCCUCAUCGGACAGUUUCGUCUCAGCUGACAGCAGGAAGGGAGACUAACAUUUAUUAUGUGGACAAUCUACAAGACUCACUUACAAAUGUGCAAAAUGGAAACCCUCUUACCAUGAAUGGACGACAGGUUGCCACUCAGCAAGGUUUUCAUUCCAACACUGGACUUGUCAUUCCACCAAACACGAUGAAAUCAAAUACUGCACACCCUCAGCAAGACAUGUCAGCACGUUUUAACCAACAGGCACAUGAACAGAUGGUUUACACCAGCACAUCAGUGUCUGCCAGUGCACCCAAAAGGCAGACUGCUCAUAACCAGAAUCGCAGUCAGCGUAGAUUCUCUUCUUCCAACUCUCCACCAACUUAUAAUCAGGCUGUUGCUCACUCUGUCAGAAAUUACAGAACUACAGAGCAGGUUUCCAGCAUGAGGCAGAUGACUCAACAGUACCAAACUAAUGUCAACUCAAGACAUGUCAACAUGAACUAUGAAACUCAACGUUUCUUGUCCAAAACAAAUGAUGUUCCCUUAAAUCCUGCUGCUGCUACACAAGAUCAAAUACUCAGGUCCCAGAUCAUCGCAAGAAUAGAGGAUGAUUUACGCAAGUCGUUCCCACAGAAGUCUAAUGCAAAUAUGCAACCUGUGACACAGACCAUCACUAACAGUUAUAACUCAAAUGCCUCCAUAUCAUUACCGCUCAAUUCUGGACUAUCCUUGUCUAAUUGUGUUAUAUCAAGGAAGCAGCACAGCGUGAAUGCACCACAGCAAAGCUCUGUACCAAAUGUCUAUGUACCAAAUGUCUAUAUCACAGCAAUAUCAGGUAGCUGUGGAGAGGUCAGACCGACAGAUGGAAAUAGAGGCAAGGCAGCCAAUGCAAUUAUUCCUGAGAGUAACAAGGUCUCAAAAGGGAGUCUAGUUGGAGCAUUACAUGAAACAGCUCAAUUGAAGAAUUUGCCUGAGAGUAAUUCACGAAAGAGAAAGCAGGCAGAAUCAUCUCUACCAAGUGAUAUCUUAGAAGUACGAGUCUCAUCGGUCACGGCAAAUGACGCCUCCAUUCACUCCUCUCCCGGUCGCACAUGCACAAGAGCUGUUGCUGUCGUACAACCGUUGUCACAGGAAAGCUGCCAGGUUGCCAACAAGCAUAGCUAUUCUAACACGAUGAAUCAGUCAGCUGAGCACACCACAUCAGCUGAAUCUUUAAGUAGCCCAGAGAAAUUAUUUACUUCACCAACUGUGGCAAAAAACAAAAAGGAUCAGUAUAUCAGAAAAGGAGCCUUUCUUUACUCCCAAAACCCAAAUAAAGUAUCAUCUUCAGAUUCGGCUGGGCAUCAGGACUCACAAAAACAAUUCUGUGCAGAUGACACAGGAUCUGAACCAGCUACUGGCACGCAAGAAGACCAGUGUGUUGCGAUGACAGCUCAACAGUCAGUUGCCUCUGAAGUGACAGUGAGACAAAGUGGUGCUGAAGACAAAGGUCAGAGUCCAACUCAUGACAAUGUUAUUUUGCUCUCAUCAGUCCCAACAGAGCCGUGGACAUUAGGUGCAUUAGGUAAGUUGAUACAUGAAGAAAAAGCUCAGAUGGAGCACAGUAACAACUCCGCUGUUUUCAAUUCUAGAACCAAAUUAUUAGACCUGCAUUGGGGUGGCACCAUUAGUAACUUGGCAUGUUGGCUCAGGACAGGCUGGUACAAGAGCCUACUGUCUAAUGCCACUGGAUACAUCAGCAAACACAAGGUAACCAGAGAUUCUGUCAUACUGUCAGAACUAAAGCGUGGGUAUAAGAAGACACUCUCAGGAUACCAUGUUCUCAAGGAUGAUGAAGUUUAUGUAGGACUGCCUUACAAAUCCUCAUGGUUGAAUGUCAAUGAGCAGCUCGAUGACAUUGACAAAGAGUUUGGCUUCCCGUGGUCUUGGAAGCAUCAUCUUUACCUGCCUGAGAGUCAGAGACAGCCAGAUCAGGAAGAGACGGUCAAAAGCAUUCGUGCAGAAAUUCCAAGUGAGGUGCCUGACAAGAUCUCGUCUCAAACAGAGCUCGAACCUGUUGACUCGGGUGAAGAAAAACGAGCCUCCACUCCUGUUACAGCUUCAACACAAGCCGACUCCCCUGACGAAACAAAAUGUGAUUCCAGUGACCCGUUUUACUCAUUUGAAAUCCAAGUUUUGUCUCCAGGAGAGGCCAAAGUUAUCUUUGAGCAAGCACAAAGGAAUAUGCCACUAAGUACGUCAACAGACAGUCAGCCAGAGAGUGUCAUGGAUAGCUCUGUGGAGGACGAACCACUGGAAGCCAUACAUGUCACACUGAAUGUCUCAGAACCAGAGAUCAAGUCCAGCUGUUCAGUAGAAGAGGUUUGCUGCCUCUCAAGGUGGUUGGAAAAUAUUGCAGGGUCACACCCACCUUUGAGUGGAUGCCAAUGCAUAAAUGAGAAGAAUCCUAAAGAUUGUGCUGAAAAAACCCACGACAAAGCAGAGAUGGAGGUGCAAACGGAUGAUGACAUUGGUGCGAUCUGCUCAGACACCAAAUUUCACACGGAAGAAGAGACUCAAGCCGACGGCCAGGACAAUGUCAAGAGUGAAAUGAUCACAUAUGAUCAUUCUGAAACAUGCAAUAAUCUCAGUCAACACCUUGCCUUUGCUGAAAAUGAUGACGAAUCUCUCUCAUACUCCGACAACAAACCAAAGAACAUUUCCCACUCAAGCAUAAAUAGUAGCCCGUUAAGCAUUAUAGUUUUGAGUGAAAACGAAGAUGGAGAUCACUGCAGCAGUGACACUUUCAUGCAGUCGGACCCUGGAGUGGAUUAUAUUCAAGAAAAUGCGCAGUCAUGUACUGCAGUCAGUAGUUACAAAGACAUCGACAAUCCCCCCGGCAGUGAAAGUGGGAUUUCCAGCUGGCUAUCAGACCUUGAAGAGGACUGUGGACAGGCUCAGCUGACAUUUACAGAUGUGGGAGUGUCAACAUCGGAAACAGAAGAAGAACAAACGCAACUUAGUGCAAUGGCGGCAAUGCAAACAACUUUCAGCCACAGCGAUCCACUUGAAAAUGUUAAAAAGCGCAAGAGACAAAGCAGUCAUGAUGGGUCUUUCCUGUCCCUUAAGAAAUCGAACAAAUGCAAACUCCCUGGUAUUGUGGAUUCAGAGCCCUCAGCAUGCAAGGAGGUUUCUAUUGAUGAGAAGCUUUUAGCUUCAAAAGUCAGAGCUGUACAACUGGCACUGUUUGGCUCAGCACCAAAAGACAAGUCUGUUUUGAUUGGGGGCAGAAAGAGACGUAAUUCAUCUCCAGCAGUUGUGCCUGAUGGAGUACCAACGCCCCCAAGAAUUAUCUCUGUGAAGCUCAGUCCCUUGAAGAAAAAGCUUAGUGAUACUGUCCCGACAGGGGAACAGUCAGUCAAAUGGAGGAUUCACGAAAAAUGGAGAAGGAGUCUUCCACUAACUACAGUGAGGCGCCAAACCAAACUGAAAACAUGGAAGUGUACUUUUUCCUCUUCAUCUGGGUUUGGUAUCAAGAAAGCUGAAGCGGUUGUCCCCACCAACACAGAGAGGCCGCCAGUUUCUUCUGAAACAAGGAUCUCAAGUUCAAACCAUGGUACAGUGCACUGCAUGAGUCUGAAGAAGAGGUGGAGGUCUCUCCCUGCCAGACUCAAACAUGGAGAGGAGACAAAGAGGAAGUAUAGGGUCACACUCAAACAGCCUGCUGACCAAGAGAGAAGCAACGCUGAACAUGGAAGCAAAGCUGGCAGGCCCCUCCAGGAGAACAACAUCCUGAGAUUCAGCGUGUUACCCAACACCUUCGACUUCAAAGAUGGAUCCAACGACAGAAAGGAAACCAAUGACUCUGUUCCAAAUAAACCUGCCCUUGAUGAAGACAAAGACAAGAGCCCCACUAAGACUGUUUCAAGGCCAGUCGGUACAUGGUAUCCAAAUCCUGAGAAGAAAUACAGCCCUCUACUUUCACCUUCAGUUCCCAAGACCUCCAGCCUCUUCCAGGAGUUUCAGAAGAAAUACAAGAAGAAGACACAGCCAUCAGCGGAGGAAUUAAGUUUUAGUGACAACAGAGAACUCGCAGACUGUUUUACCUCAAGGAAAUAAUUCAUUAAAAAAAAAAAAUCCCUUCAAGAUACUUAGAGAAAUUGUCUUCCUGCCUUUGUACUGUAUAUUUAAGGGGAGAAUUGGAGUUGUGCCAGUUUUGUAAGUAUUUGCACGUAACACUCUACAGUCUACGGUUCACGUAUUCGACACUAAAUGCUCAUUUGUUUACGUGGCUGUGAAAGCUUGCAAGUCAUCGACUUCAGAUGAAAUGUCCUCGUGUCUCAGAUAUUUUAUGCCAAAUGAUGAUUUAUAAUAUAGAUUAGUCUUUAAGCCAUAUAUUUUCAUACCAUAUGUUUUGUAUCAUGUUAUUUCUUUUUCUACAUGAAGAAUAUUUGUAUGCAAUAUUUGCAUGUUUAUAUGUAUAUUUUUUUAUAAGAAACAAGUAAUGGGAUUUAGUUUUUGACGUCCUGUACUUUUCUUUUUUUUUUUCUAACUCUACAUGCACUAUUCACAGUAUGUAUGGGAGUGAGGGAAGGGGUUUGGGAACAUCCUGGCCCUCCCCUGCACUGAACCGGACAAAGAUGACAUUGUUCUUGUGAACAACUGUUAAAUGUUUGUUCUGCUGCUCUUUCUGGAAAUAAAGAUAUCUGUCCACAGUU